Molecule: messenger RNA, 378 nt
Organism: Arabis nemorensis
Lineage: Eukaryota; Viridiplantae; Streptophyta; Magnoliopsida; Brassicales; Brassicaceae
Source: the annotation of a GenBank genome assembly
AUGAUUGCACCAAGGGCCUUCAGUAUUGUUUGGGGAAAUGAUCAAAGAUACUGGCAAUGGAUCUCUCUUCCUAAUACUAGGUUCACACAAGUAGCUGAGUUCAUCAUGGUGUGGUGGUUUGACAUCACUGGAAGGAUCAACAUAGAGGCUUCCCUUGUCAUGGAUGGCACCGAGACCGAUGAUGUCCAUCCUUCCAUGGUGAGUCUCAUGCAAAACCCCGGUGGCGAAGAAAGUCGGGACAGUUCUUCAAAAGGAGAGGAGAUAUGGGUGAAACAAAGAUGGUUCUCAAGGAGACUAAGAGGCUAUAUGGGAAGAGAGGCCUUGUUCUUCAUGGAAUCGAGAUUUGGCCAAUGCCUUAAAAGUCCUUUUGCAAUUUAA